AUGAAAGCAAGCUUUCAAGACCGGGUCGCAGAGUAUCGUGCCAGGACUGACAGCGGCGCCAGUGCCGUGUCCUCCUCGAAUGCAUGCUCUUCAUCACCCGUGCAUGGUGGACGUCACCCGUUCCCCAGUCUCGCAGGCUCACCUCCAUCGUCCUCUCCCCCGAUUGCCCUUCGGAACGGGCCAGCCCCGCGAAGCUCGACCCUGCCACCUCUUUCGGUGUCAGUUUCGACACCAGUCCUUGAGGACAACAAUUCGGGAAAGAACCUCACGCCAACACACGUUCACACACGAUCGCAUUCCUUCACCCCGAAAUUGCCAUCGAAGCUGGCGGGCACACCUACCUAUCCUUCCAGCCCGAGGCUGCCUCCCUCGGCCAGUUCUUCCAACACUCCGAUGAAUCACCGUUCCACGACGUUGCUUUCACCGCCAGCCAUUAUCGAACCCCAACCAGAGAAGAAAUCCGAUCCCGACCCGCGUCGUUCCUCCCAGAUCCUUGUUCACAGUGGUUUGAUCAACAAGCUCACGGAUGUCCCUCCUAACCUCAAUUCACCGAACGCCAACCUCCAGCUUUCCAAGGGCUGGAAGCCCUACAAGAUGGAGCUGAAGGGAUCGAAACUGUACUUUUUCAAGCCACCAUCUGACCGAAACAACGCGAUCAAGGACCUUUUCCCAACAGGGCUCGUUCCACCAUCGGAGGAGGAAGAUGACGAACCGAUUCUGGAAGUGGAGAAACCCAAGGAUGAGCCUCCUCCGAGUGCUGGUGGCGCAGGGAGGCGGAAGAGGGCGUUCUGGGGGAGAAGAACGCACCCUGACCUCGUCUCCGAUGACAGAGGGGAGAUCGUAAAGGGCACCUUUGAAGCCCUCGUCCACGAAGCUGCCUUCGGAACCACCUUCGACCUCGCAGGUGACCAAACACGAUGGAAAGACUUUGCUUCUUCCAUCCUCCUCGCGCUGCCGAACGUCAUCGACCGCGCGACAUUCGAGACGGAGCUUCUGCGGUGUUGCUCUUACCUCAUUAGCGGAGCGGAAGAUGACACUCGAGAGGCGGAACGGACACGCGUGGGUUGGAUCGCGAACGAGUAUCUCCGGCACCAUGGCAAGCCCGUCGAUGGUACGGCCUGGGACGAGUGGAAGAAGGAGACCAUCCCUGGUGUGGACAUCAGUGCUGAAUCCACCAACUCUUCCUCCGGAAUGCCAACGUCGGCUUCGACUCAGGCAAUCUACCCCUCCUCUCCCCCCAAUCCGGCCUCGCCGGAAUUUACGACAUUCUCACCACGACCUGACAAUGCCGCGUCGCGCAUGAUCCCACUUCUCGAUGCUCUCAACCCUGGCCUUCAUCGAACUUAUGAGCACCCUAGCGUCGUGUCGCCAACUAGCCAAAUCCCAUGGAACGUGUUGCAAGAAGAAGGCCUCACGCGCGACAUCCUCGUUCAGCUCGACCCUCUCUUCCUUGCACGAAGCCUGACCCUGUUCCACCGUUCAGUCCUCGAGCAGUCCCCCGAAAACCUAACCGCCGAAUUCCUCCUCCCCGACUCUGACCACGCGAAGCAGUCGCCGUCUAUACCCCUCGCCAUGUUCUUUGGAACUGAAGACCAGCCGCACUGGUUGACGAAGCUCCUGCUCGUGCAGAUAUUCUCGACUGAUACGCACGGUCCCAACCCCGGCUAUACCUCACCCAUCAUCCCACACCAGACCCCGCAACAACUCCAGUCGCCUGGUCGAAGAUCAGAAGAUCGGUCACGCCAGCCAGCACCGCCGCCUUCCUCAACAUCCCGCACGCACACGCGCUCGGAGAUUAUCUCGGUGUGGGCUAAAGUAGGAGAGCUGUGCCGAAGGACGGGAGACGAGUGUUCGUGGAGGGCGAUCGCGGCUGCCUUGUGUUCGCGGCCUGUUGCGCGGCUGGAUAAGGCGUGGCGGAGGGUGGAGCCCCAGGCGUUGGGGAUUGUAGAGUCCUGGUCGUACCCUUCGAGCGAUGGCAAGGUGUUGACUGUCAAUGACCCUCAGGUGACACCGUGGGGUGGCGACCUAAAGACACAACUCGCGGCUGAGCUGGGCAAGGCAAAGGGCGACAGUGGGGCUGACCAGAUGAUGACGGUGUCAGCAUUCCACAGCACCAAGGCGCUGUUCGAGAAGUUCAGAGCUGCUUUCGUUCUGUGUCCGAGGAACAUUGUGGUGCCUGAGGAGGAGGUAAACGACGAUGUGAGGAGGAUGGUGUCAUUCUGGAAGGAUGUUGCAGAGGGUGGGAGGACGAGUGGGUUGGCGAUCAAAUUCCAACGCGUGGAGCAGUUCCUGUCACUAUCGCUUGCCGCCGAAUCAAGACGGAAAGGGUUGUUUGAGCCAUUCUUCUGGCAAAAGCAAGCGCAGCCACAGGGUCCCCACGCAGCCCUUAUACCCCUGCUGUUCCCUGAACCCCUUCCAACGCAAAGCCUCAUUGAUCGAAUACACUUGGUGCGGAGCCGAGUCGAGAGUGACGCGAUGGAGAUGCAGCAGUACCUUCGAAACAGCCCUGGUAAUCACCCCCUGCAACGGUUGGACUUCAACCCCGAUUUCACGAAGCGGCUCAUCUUCGGCCAAGCCGGGCCUGUGAUCUCGGUCAACAAUGGCGAGCUGCUGCUCAUGGUCCAAGGUGGUGGUCCUGAAUCUCGUCCCCCUUCGCGUGCACCUUCGCGGCCCACGAGUUCUGCGCAUGACAAUGCAAGUCCGGAGAAGGCCGUCAGCCGGACCCCAUCGAUACGCGUCAAGCCAAGUACAUCGCACGAUCUGAAUCGCAAGACGAGCGUUGCUCGACGAAGCUCGCUUCCUUCUGUGUCCCACCGCCAGAACUAUGUCAUCAGCGAGACGUCGUCUGAACCUCCUCUGCGGGUCAUCGUGCAAGCUGGGACGUUGGAUAACCUCGUCAAUGUUCUUGUCCAUGGACUUGGCCACAUCUCGGUUUCAGUAGCGGACGACAAUGGCGAGAUGACCCUUCUUGAAGGCAAAUCUCGCGAGCUUGUCGUUGAUCGUGCCGAGUUCUCGACGAUAUGGUGGAACGUCUUCCGGAGCUUCGUUACUCCCUUUGUGUUCUUUGAGCUCCUGCGAAAGCUUUAUAUUACGUCUCAACCUGGUGGCGCGUCUCCGGCGGUUGGAGAAUACAUCCAUGUGGCGACACGACGGAACGAGGUCCUGACGACGAUAAAGGAGUGGCUGACAGUGGGUGGCGGUGCGCAGGAUGUGUUGGACGAUGCCCAGCUGUACUCGUCGGUUCAAUCGUUCUUGAGCGGUCCUUCUGACCACUCGGUGCACAAAGCCGAGAACUUUGAUGAUCCUACUGUUCGUCAAGUGUGGAAUGGGCUGGAAGAGAACCACAAGAUCUUGAAAGCCUGCUUUUCUUCGCAAACGAUGAGACCGACCCUGAGCCGGCUGCAUAACCAGAAACGGAUCCCCGGUGUCAAUGCUGGCAGAACGAAGCAUACGGCGCCCCGGGAACCACCUGACUUUGAUCGAAUGGAUCCUGAAGAUUUCGUCGAUAAUCUGGAUGGGAUGGCCUAUGCGGCAUUCAAUAAUGUUACCGAAGAGGACCUCUACAUCACCGCAGACUUAUUGGAGGUGCAAACCUCUGAUAAGACGGGUUGGUUCACUUCCAGGGAGCCCAGCACGAUCGAAGAGAUUACCGAGAUCCAGUCGAUCUAUGGACACCUGCAGGAAGUGGAAACGUCGUCGCUCAUUUCGGAGCUGUCGCAGGAGGCGUUGUACCGACAACUCCCUCCAGGAAUCCGAAGCUGCAUCCGGGCCUUUGGCAUCAUACGUAAAUGGCUCAUCUCGAAGAUUGUGGCCCCGAGACUGGGGCUCCGGGCUCGACAGGCACGAAUGGAGCUUCUCGUCCAGGCCGUGGAGGUGGCAAGGCUUCGAAAUGCGGAGAGGGCACAGUCUGGGCCUGCGAUCAUCCAGCCUUGUGUGCGGUCGUUUGUCGAAUCUGUGGUCACUUCAGCCAUUCUCAGCAUCGAGAGUCGCAUGCACCACCGGUCAUGGCAGAGCGUUGCCCAUAAUCGAGGAACGCAGUGCGAUUCGAUAGCGUCUUUAUUGCUGAGGCCUUUUGUCCAAUCGACGUCUUCGACUGAUUGCCUGACGGUGGAUAUUGGAUGGCUGUUGGAGAGGAUGCUCGAGGUCAUCGCGAGCCCCGACGUUCUCGACUCGUCCUCAGCGGAAGGUCAGACCCUGAUCAACUUUGACAAGCGAAGGCAUCUCUGCAAUCUGAUCAACAAGUCGUGGUCGCUACCAGCAGCACGGAAGCAUCAGCAAUCGGACGAGGCAAACAGGCGCGGCUUCGAAAGGCUGAACAACAUCGAAAAGGAGGUUAUCCAGCUUCAGUUUGACCACCGGUAUAUCAGGGACGAGGCUUCGAGAGAGGCGACCCAGGCUGCUGCCAACGGUCCUCCCUCGUCCAAGAAGGCCAUCCGCCCGUUCCACAAGACUGUCGCGCAGCAGUUGGAGAAGAACCGCAGGGACAAGACGCUUCGGUCCCGACUUCAGCGAGAGAAGAUGAUGGAGCAGACGCGCACUGAGCGCCGAGACGAUCUCCUCAACCGCGCCAUGAAGAGUCCCCGCGGCAAAUCUGGUAGCCUGUCGGUUUCUUCGUCAAGUCAGUCUCAGAACAAGCAGCACCGCAACAAGAAGAGCAUGUCUGCUUUUCUCAACUUUAUGCGCCCUAUUUCCAGUGCCUUUGGAGCCGACUUUUCGCCUAUUGGUGGUAGCAGUGGUCCGAGUGUGAAGAAGACGCCUGAGGAACUCGACUUUACACCCUCUGGCAAGCCGGCGCUGGUGCUCAGCAUCCUUGAUGCUCGCGCUGCCCAGUUCAUCAACAACGAGCGGUCGUACAUGUUCCAGCUGGAAACCGAGGAUGGAGGGCAUUACUUGCUCCAGUCUUAUUCCAAGAAGGAGAUGAACAAGUGGCUCGAGACCAUCGCGAAGGUUACCCAGAGCGUUGCACAGAGGAGGCUCACGUACAUUGGGUCGUCGCCGAAACCCCAGAUUGCGGACCACAUUCACGACCGUCCUAUCACUGCUUCGAGGGAUCCUCAUGCAGUGUUCGGCGUCGAGUUGGAGGCGCUGCUGAGCCGCGAAGCCAUGGGCGGGGAGGUCCCUCCCGGAACAAUCCCCCGCGUCAUUCACGAGUGUCUGUCCGAAGUUGAAAGCCGUGGCCUGACUGAAGUCGGAAUCUACCGUAUCGCAGGUGCCGCGCUCGAGAUUGGUGCACUCAAGGAAGCGUACAAUCGCGGGGAGUCGCCCAUCAAGGAAUCCACUGAUAUACACGCUGUCUGCGAUAUCAUCAAGUCGUGGUUCCGAGUUCUCCCUGAGCCCAUCUUCCCUGCUGCGUCGUAUUACGAGGUUAUGCAGGCGAUGAGGAUUGAGAACCUUGAUGAGAGGUUGCUGGCGAUUCGAAAUGCUGUCCAAGGUCUUCCUCAAGCGAACUUUGAUCUCCUUCGAAGAGUAGCAGAGCAUCUGGAUAGGGUGACCGACUACGAGGAGCACAACCAUAUGACAGCCGAUGCGCUCGCAAUCGUGUUCAGUCCCAACCUCCUGCGUGCACCUCAAAACAACUUUGCGAUGAUCCUGAACAACAUGGGGUUGUCCCACAGACUUGUCAAGGCGUUCAUUACCCAUUUCCACGCCAUCUUCGACGAAACUGACGGGGACGGCGAGGUCCACUCCGAUGACGAGUACGAUGCUCCUAUACCCGAGGAAGAUGAAGAGGGCUUGGAGGAUGAAGAAGGAUACGACCACCGGCAAGGAGGGGACGACGACGGUUAUACCGACAACGAAGUUGACGACCAAGGCCGCCAGUUCUACGACACCUCCAUGACGUCCUCAGACUACCACGCAGAGUCGAGCCAGCAUCAUCAUCGCCAUCAGGCUCCAGCCCUGCACCCACAAUUUUCUAGCUCAAGUUCGUUCAACCCCACAGGAAACUAUUAA
Coprinopsis cinerea okayama7#130 is the source of this 5952-nucleotide messenger RNA. Its product is annotated as rho GTPase activating protein 22. The transcript has 10 exons. Gene Ontology annotation, molecular function: guanyl-nucleotide exchange factor activity. Gene Ontology annotation, biological process: small GTPase-mediated signal transduction; regulation of GTPase activity. Lineage: Eukaryota; Fungi; Basidiomycota; Agaricomycetes; Agaricales; Psathyrellaceae. Bases 1 to 5952 code for a protein of 1983 amino acids. The record is from RefSeq and is a predicted model, not a curated record. Gene Ontology annotation, cellular component: cytoplasm.